Molecule: messenger RNA, 2054 nt
Organism: Cyprinus carpio (common carp)
Lineage: Eukaryota; Metazoa; Chordata; Actinopteri; Cypriniformes; Cyprinidae
Product: barttin
Biological process (GO): chloride transport
Cellular component (GO): basolateral plasma membrane
Molecular function (GO): chloride channel regulator activity
Source: RefSeq, a predicted model, not a curated record
AAUAUUUUUGUGGAAACCAGCAGUAAAAAAAGGUAAAUGUCUUUACUGCUUUUAUCAAUUUAAAGUCCCUGCUGAAUAAAAUAAUUACUUUCUUUAAAAAUAAAUAAAUAAAUAAAUCACUCACCCAAAACUUGAAUGGUUUUGUUUAUUACUGGGCUUGGUGGAAACCCAAACAUGAAGUCAAACUGAACAGAACAUGAAGGUUAAGAUGCUAGGUUAUGAUUGUAAUGCCACUGAGUACCUCUUUAUUAUCAAGCUGAACCAAAUAUUGAAUUGUGCCUUGAUUUUUACUAAUUUUUCCUAAUGACCAGAACAUGUUUUUGAGAAUAAUUUAGACAUUUCUUAAUGCAUAUUAUCUUAUUUUUCUAUAUUAAUGUUUGACCUACUGUACAUUGUUAUAAGAUAUGAUAUUGAGAUUUUUUUUACCUCUCUCUUGAAUGUCACUUCCACUGUCACUUUAACAAUUCUGUCUUUUUUUCCUUGUGUGUCUUUUUAAUAAUAUAUCACAUAAUGCUGCAUAAGUGUGUUUUCAGUUAUGUUUUGUCAGUUACACAUUGUUAGUAUAUUACUAUAACAUGCAUAAAAAUACAAAUACAAAUACACCAUAUAAUACAAAAACUGUAUUGUUAAUUUGUAUUUGUUAACCAAAAAUAUUAUCAAUCCAAAAGUUUUUGUGUGUUCUUGUUCUGUAUUUCUCUUCUACUAUAUCAUUAAGAUGCCAGCAUUCCUGGAAAUGAAAAUAGUAAGAUUGCUCAAGCCAAUGCAACCUUUACCUGGGGGAAGGUCACCUUACUAAGGCCCAUUACAGGUUCAAUGGUCCAAAUCUCGGUUCUCCACUGACCCUGCGUCCUGUCACUCACUCCAGCCUCCACCUCUAUGGGGACACAUUCAUAAAGCUCCACCCUCUCACCGGUACUUUCCUCUGUUAACUAAACAUACCACCACUGGACUUCUAAGUUUCCUCCAUGGCAGAGAACAAGCCAUACCGUUAUGGGCUCAUCAUUCUGGGGAUGGCGUUUGUGGCGUUGGGUCUGUUCAUGAUUUCUGUAGAGAAGCCACAGGUGUUCGCCACGUUCUGCACUGCGGGAGUGAUAAUGGUGGUUAUGGGGACCGUCUGGUCGGUGUGUCAGUGUUACCCCAGGGUGACUGUCAUACUGCCAGAUAAAGAAAAGCUCUAUGGGGCUGGGAAACAGGACUUGAGUGCUGGAAGCUCAGAUGAAAAAAGUCCAACGAAACCAAUAGCAGCUCCUUUGGCUGGCUUCUGUGAUGAUGAAGUAGAAGAAACAUCGACAGAUCCAAAACUCCACACAGAGAACAAACACAGGGAGCGUGUCAUAGUACUCCAGACAUGUCGAAGUUCUCCCAGUGUUCUGGCCUGCUCCAGCACUCCUCUGACAGACAGAAGAACUCCACGAACAGACCCCAACAGAGAGAUGUACUAUGGGAAAGUGGAAGACUCAUGUUACUACACAUCUGAGUUGGAGAGUGAAUAGUUCCUGUUGAUCCUAAUGUCCAAAUCAUCAUCUACAUAUGACUUAAAACAAGAUUUGCCAGACACCUAUGUAGUAAUACUGUUUUUUUUAAUAACUUGUACAAUAACAAAACAUUUAUGCAUGUAAUUUGUCAUCACAUUUUACAUUAGGCUGUUAAUUAUGUUGAUGUCACAAGGUCUGGCCAUGAUUGUAUCAAAAGCAUAUGAUAAUAGAAUCUCUCUCAGGGAAAUAAGGCUGGAAAAAGUUUAGGUGAAGAAAUACUCGUGACCAUGACUCAUGUCACCACGAAGACCAAAGGACACUGAAAGAGGAACUGCCUGGUGUGAAGUUUUUAUUUUUUAUCUAUGAUGCUCCUUCAAAAGAGAUCCUUUACAUUUGAGACAGCACAAUAAUUAUAAUUCAUUUAUGUUUUAGAUUAUUUAAAUGUAGUGCAAUGUGUAAAACUGAUAAUUGUUGAGACAGUUCUAAAUAUUUUUAGUCAUGUAAAAAAUGGAUUUUGCAAUACUGAACAGGGAAUCAUCUCGGCCACAAAAUAUAAGUACUCACACACGAUAGUUUUUU